AUGGAAAAUUUUUUCCCUCGGCAUGUAAGCAUAACCGAGAUAGGCAAAGGUAACUGGAUAUACAGCAAAGGAUAUAUUGUGAAGGGUUUAUCCAUUUACGAUGACACUGGGAUAAAAGUAUCCGAGAUCCCAUUUAUUCCAAGGCAUUUCCAUGCUUUAACAUUUGAAUAUUUCUUGAUUGACGAUCUAGACACAAUAUAUCUGAUUAACAAGAACACGGCAGAAAUAUCUGAGAUUGGGAGGGUGAAGGAUGGAGUGGUUUCGGUUAGCAUAUCUAGAGAUGAAAGCUGGUGCGUUAUCAUCUCUACCACAGAAAUUCUUCUUUUUGACACGUACAUCGACCUCAAGAAAUCGAUUGGUAUCGAGGUUGAUAAUGUUAUCCGAGUUGAAUGGGCUGAUUAUGGGCUUUUUGCAGUACUAACCAAUAGUAUGAUAUUAUUUUACGAUACUGAACUCAAUUUAGUGGGAAAGAGCAAAGAAGGAAAAUAUAUAGACGUUUCUUGGAGAGGCAAGUAUAAUAUAUUUGGAUGCACAACAAGCACAGGCAUUCUUUUUGUUGAACCCAAUGGGCUUGAGCAUGGAAAUCCAUUAGAUGUACAAUGCAGCACACUAUCCUUUCUUGAAAACGAAGAUGUACUAAUUACAACUGAAAAGAAUGACGGGGGCUCUCUACUUAAGGUUUUUUACACAAAGAACUUUCAUUGGUAUUUGAAGACUUCAAAGCAGGUUCCUGGUAAGUUUUUAUGUACUGAGAAGAACACGGUGGUAUUUAAUGAUGGAGAGAGAUUGGUGAGGGUCUUUCUAUUUGAAGAAAGGACACGUUAUGGGCCUGAAUAUUAUGUAAUUGAUGGCAAUUGCAUACUUUACACAGACUUUUCGGAAAAGAUCAUUCCUCCACCCUUCUUUUCUACGAGAAUUGAACUCGAUGGAAAUAUUAUUGACGUCUUUCCCAGAAAAAAGAAAGGUGUAAUUCUCCAGAAGGACAAGGCGGUUAUUUUCAGGUGGCAGAAGGAUGAAUUUUUUCGUGAGAAAACAUUCCUUUUGAGAGAAGAAUUUGAUUCUGUUGUGCUAUUUGAUAGCUUUCUUCUGCUAAAGAACAGAAGCUCGUUUUUAAUUAAGGAAGUGAGUGGAGAAAGAGAAAUACAUAUAAGCAGAGAUUUAAAGGGAGAUGAAGGAGAAGAGGAGGACGCUAUAGGGGCGGAAGGUAUUAAUAGAAUUUCCAGUCGGUUACACGAUGCACUCAAGGGUCCGGAAGAUAUUAUAAAAUGCUAUAACUUCAAAGGGAAGUUAUGCCUAGUGUUAGAAAAUGGGUCUGUUAUCUAUGAUGGCAUUAAGGUAUAUUCUGAGAUUGAUCUGUCCCAAAGGUUUGAAGUAAUUAUAGAAGAGGAUAUUUAUGUUCAUAACGGAGCAAAGCUUUUCGUGAAUGGUAAUGUUACAGAGAACAUAGCUUCGUUCCUGGUCGGGGAAUUCGGAGUGGUUACCGUAUCUGAGGGGGUAUGUAAAUUUUUGUUUGGAUCCAAGCAAAGUAUUUGCCAAGUUGAUCAUAAUCUGCAGCUUCUAUGUGCUGUAGGCUUCAGAGUAAUUGGCAUAACCAGACACGGGACGCUUGAAACAUACACCCCUAGGAUUUAUACAUUAGCAUUUGUAAAAAAGCUUCUGUUUGAUGGAAAAUACAAGGAUGCUAUAGACAGGUGCCAAAGACAUAUUAUCCCCUUUGGAGUAUUUUUGGAUUAUGAUAUUGAAUUUCAGAGGUUUAUAGCUGUGUGUAAGGAUAUGCAUCUCAUAUCGUUUUUCAACGAAGCUCUUGAAAGACUUGGUGGGUUUGAUUUCAUUCUUGAAAGUGAGGAGGUCAAAAGAUUCAGAAAGAUUUUCAAUUCCACUAUAGCUCUGGAAUCUGAAAAUGCUAGAGAUUAUUUUAUCGAAACGGUGAAGAAUGACGAGUCAAUAGGGACAAGCUCUCUUGCACAUCUAGUUGGAUGGAAAAGUAAAAGAGACCUUCAUUAUCAAGAAACCUGUAACAAUAGGAAUCGAAAAACUCCAACAAAGAGCUGCAAGAUAACGAUAUGUGGGCGUAGACCUAAGGACUUCUUCAAUGAACUGCUCUUGUCUCUAAGCCCAGAAAGGAAUUUCAAGUUUAUUAUUUUCUUGUUGGUGAAAGUAAAUAGAAUCGAUCUAGCACUUCUGAUGGCCAAGCAUGACCUAAAAGCAGGAGUCGAGUAUAUGCUGUCUAUAACUAGUACAAACAAUAUUAUAAAUUCUGUGUUGGAAAGCUGUGAUGAAGGUUUAGUAUAUGAGGUGAUGAAGGUCUGCCAGAAAGAUUCGUCGGACUUUCUUUCUUUAAUUCACAGUUGCCCGGAAGAUCUGCGGAAGUUUAAGAUUAAUGAUUUCCUUGAGAAUAGAAUUAAUGCGCUUUGGCAUCUAAGUAGAACGGAGAUGAUUGAUCUCGAAAGAGAGUAUAUCAAGAAGCAUGGUCUUAUUGAUGAAGCACUAAUGUAUGAAACAUGCGGGUUGAGUACCAGAGAAGAAGGAUACUACUUCAAUCUAUGUGCAGAACUCCUUCCUUCUGAUAAGGCAUUAGCUCUUUUUAAAAAAGCAGGGAACGUAGAGAGGGCAUUGGAAGUGGCUGUAGAAAAUCUGUAUUGGAGAGAAGCUCUGAACCUUUAUGAUAAAGAGAAUCGAAGGGGGUUUUGCGAGUUGUUAGCCCAUAAGCUUGUUGAAUCUGAAAAGCACUAUGAAGCAGGACAAUUGUUUGAGGAGUUUUUAGGGGAGCCUGAAAGGGCCUUUGGUGAGUAUGUGAAGGCUAAAAGCAUGGGAGAUGCCCUUAGAUUAUGCUCUGACGACGAGUUACUUAUAAGGGAGGCACGUGAUAUUCUAAGGGAAAAGCUUCUAUCUCUUGAUGACAUAAGAAGAUCCUUCGGGAAAUAUAGAGGCAGGCUAGAAGCUCUUGAAGAAAGAGAAGAUGAUUGGAUGAGUGAUACAUCAUUCAGCUACACAGAAAACAUGAGAGAAAGUAGAAGCACAAAGGUCAAAAAGAGACCGGGAGGGAAGUAUGAGAAGGAAUUUGUUCUUAGUAAGAUCAGAGACAUUGGAUUAAGUCUUAUAAAGUGGAGGGAUAGUACAGAGGAUCUCUUGAAAGUGUUUGAGAAAUUUAAAAUGAAAGAAUGCACUACUGCACAUAAUACCUCAUUUAAUGUGGUAGCAAGUACUAUUAAGGCGGAGGUGGAUAACAUAUUCAAAACAGAAAAAAGUUAUCUCUAUGACCCGUAUAGGCCGGUCAUCGAAAAACCAGACCUGAGUAAAUGGUGUUAA
Molecule: messenger RNA, 3309 nt
Organism: Encephalitozoon romaleae SJ-2008
Lineage: Eukaryota; Fungi; Microsporidia; Unikaryonidae
Product: IkappaB kinase complex protein
Exons: 1
Coding region: 1-3309 (1102 amino acids)
Biological process (GO): tRNA wobble base 5-methoxycarbonylmethyl-2-thiouridinylation
Cellular component (GO): elongator holoenzyme complex; cytosol
Molecular function (GO): tRNA binding
Source: RefSeq, a predicted model, not a curated record